Messenger RNA from Toxotes jaculatrix (banded archerfish), 8416 nucleotides. It is a transcript of the gene ptch1, whose product is annotated as patched 1. Gene Ontology annotation, cellular component: plasma membrane. Gene Ontology annotation, molecular function: smoothened binding; hedgehog receptor activity; hedgehog family protein binding. The transcript has 24 exons. The record is from RefSeq and is a predicted model, not a curated record. NCBI's taxonomy places the organism in Eukaryota, Metazoa, Chordata, Actinopteri, Toxotidae. The coding region runs from base 1065 to 5768 and encodes 1567 amino acids. Gene Ontology annotation, biological process: smoothened signaling pathway.
GAAAGAGAUGUGGUUAAACAGCUGAACUGUUUAAUAUAGCCUAUAUGUUUGAUGACUGUGACCACUGAAAACAUAUUCAGCUUUUGGAUCUAUCAUGUAUGGGACAAACAGCUUACACAAUGUGACACAGAAGUAUAUUUUUCACACUAUAAGCAGCAGCUUAUAUGUUAUAGAGGGGCCUGCAUUGUAAGGGCACUAUACCGUGGGACCUCCCCUUUAACCGCUGUAAUUUGAGGCUCAACUACCACCAUGAUGGUGGUGGUAGAAAAAAAAAAAUCUAAGUUAAAAAUUGCAGUUCUGACAUUUCCCGGCCCCCGGAUCGUGUACCUUGCCUCAGACCUCAGGUCCUAUCCAGGAAAUGCCUCUUUCAGGGGACAAGGCACAAUGUGAAAACCUAAAACACCAAACGCACCAAGCUGGUUUGGCUCUCAGCGAGCCUCCUCCUAAGUUGGAGAUGCACACAUGAGGUCUCCCUGCCUGGGUGGUCUCUCUACUUUAGUGAGCUGUUGCUAAGCAGCUAAUAAUAGUCGUGUUUGCUGAGUAAUUUUUGCCCUUCUGGAACCAAUCAGAUGCAAGAAAGUCCUGCAAUCUGACAGCCCCAGAGGCGGGAUCUCGAGUCUUUUUUUUCCCUUUUCACCCCUCCUCCUUCUCUGCCUCCAAAUGGAGAGAGGUCUUUUCUCCUCUUCUAUUGAAUCUCAGAGUUGGCCGUGACGCGCGGCCCAGGGGAAGACCACAUAGAUCUCACCAGAAUGCCACGACCAUCGAGGUUUCUUACCCGACGACUCGUGUAUGGAAAUCACUUUGCGCACCUCGCUUUUUGAGAGAAACUUACUUUUUUUAAGAGACACGGUGAGUGCAGUGAAAGCGGCGGAGACCUCCGGAUCACGAAAUGUUGGGAUGGAAGGCGCAGACUUUGACUCGCCGUCUCCAACAGGAAUAUGAAGUCCUACUUCACGGGUGUGAGAUCUCCGAGAGUGAAACUCUGUUGCCUUGGGAUAUCGCUGCACGCUUUCGGGGGAAUACUAUAAAGUGGGAAACGGUAACCAUCUCGCAGUCCCCGCAACAUGGCCUCGGCUGCUAAUGCGCCCUCCGAGCAGGAAAACAGAGACCCCGAUCGGCCGAGAGUAACGCGGAGGAACAGGGGGAACUAUACCCGCAACACACCGCUGGAUUUGGAGUAUUUGCAGCGGCCGAGCUACUGCGAUGCGGGCUUCGCUUUGGAGCAAAUAUCCGAGGGGAAGGCGACUGGGAGGAAAGCACCUCUAUGGCUGAGAGCGAAGUUCCAGAGACUUUUAUUUAGGCUGGGCUGUUACAUACAAAAGAACUGCGGAAAGUUUUUGGUUGUGGGCCUCAUGAUUUUCGGAGCUUUCGCUGUGGGCUUAAGGGCAGCUAAUUUGGAGACGGACGUGGAGAAACUCUGGGUGGAAGUUGGUGGGCGUGUGAACCAGGAACUGAAGUACACACGACAGAAGAUAGGCGAGGAGGCCAUGUUUAACCCUCAGCUGAUGAUCCAGACACCGCGGGAGGAGGGAGCCAACGUACUAACUGUGGAGGCACUCCUGCAGCACUUGGAGUCAGCUAUCCGAGCCAGCAGAGUUCAUGUUUACCUUUAUAGCAGACAAUGGAAAUUAGAAGACUUAUGCUACAAAUCAGGAGAACUAGUCACAGAAACUCAUUUUAUGAAUCAGAUCAUAGAAAAGCUACAUCCCUGCCUCAUCAUCACCCCUUUGGACUGUUUCUGGGAGGGAGCCAAGCUCCAGUCUGGAAUGGUCUAUCUCCCAGGUGAAAACCCUCUGCAGUGGACCAACUUUGACCCUAAGGGGUUCCUUGAGAAGUUGCGAAGGGCCAAUUUCCCCGUGGAAGCCUUUGAGGACAUGUUGGAAAAGGCAGGUGUCGGACACGGCUACAUGGAUAGACCCUGUCUGAACCCUGCUGACCCUGACUGUCCCCUCACUGCGCCCAAUAAGAACUCAACUAAGCCAUUCGAUGUGGCGCGGGCCCUGAGCGGCGGCUGCCAUGGUCUGUCCAGGAAGUACAUGCACUGGCAGGAGGAACUGAUUGUAGGUGGGACCACCAAGAACGGCAGCGGACCCCUGCUCAGUGCCCAGGCCUUACAGACCAUGUUCCAGCUGAUGACUCCCAAGCAGAUGUUUGAGCACUUUCAGGGCCACAAGGAUGUUUCCCACAUCAACUGGAAUGAAGAAAAGGCUGCAGCUAUACUGGAAGCCUGGCAGAGGAGAUACUCUGAGGCGGUGCUGCAGAGUGUGGCAGCCAAUUCGUCUCAGAAGGUCUUGUCUUUCACCACCACCACUCUGGAAGAUAUUCUCAAGUCCUUCUCUGACAUCAGCGUCAUCCGUGUGGCUAGUGGAUACCUGCUGAUGCUGGCCUAUGCAUGUCUCACCAUGCUGCGGUGGGACUGUGCCAAGUCUCAGGGGGCUGUAGGGCUGGCGGGUGUCCUGUUGGUGACACUGUCUGUGGCAGCUGGCCUGGGCCUCUGCUCUCUCCUGGGCAUCUCCUUCAAUGCUGCCACCACACAGGUCCUACCCUUCUUGGCUCUGGGAGUUGGAGUAGAUGAUGUCUUCCUCCUCGCUCAUGCCUUCAGUGAGACCGGACAGAACAAGAGGAUCCCAUUCGAGGACCGUACAGGGGAGUGUCUGAAGAGGACAGGGGCCAGCGUGGCUCUCACCUCCAUCAGUAACGUCACAGCAUUCUUCAUGGCAGCCCUCAUCCCCAUCCCGGCGCUCAGAGCCUUUUCUCUGCAGGCUGCAGUUGUUGUGGUGUUUAACUUUGCUAUGGUGCUGCUCAUCUUCCCCGCCAUCCUCAGCAUGGACCUCUACCGACGAGAAGACAGACGUUUCGACAUUUUCUGCUGCUUUUACAGCCCAUGUGCCAAUCGUGUGAUCCAAAUCGAGCCUCAGGCAUACCUAGAUGGAGCGGACGGGAGUCGCUACAGCCCUCCUCCAUCCUAUCGCACUCCUCCUCCCUCAUAUCGCACUCCUCCCCCAAGCUACAGCAGCCCCCCUCCUUCCUACAGCAGCCAUGGCUUUGCCCAGCAGACUGAAAUCACCAUGCAGUCCACAGUACAGCUCAGGACAGAGUAUGACCCCCGAACUCAGGCCUUCUACACCACAGCUGAGCCCAGCUCCCAGAUCUCUGUGCAGCCCAUUAAUCCAGCUCCAGCAAGGAGUAACCCUAACAACAGCAGCAACACCAACGGUAGCAGGAGCAGCAGGAGCAGCAGCAGCAGUCGUAGCAAUCUCAACAACAGCAACAGCGGGAGCCGGAGUAAUGGGGGAUCUCGAGGUUCUGCUACCUUCUCCCAUCAUCAUCCUGCACCUCCUCCUGUUGCCCCAACUUCAAGUGCUAGCUCAGUUCCUCAGGGUGAUGCUGCCUCAUCGACUGGCCAGAGCCCAGAGAACAACAGCUCCACACGGGACCUGUUGUCCCAGUUUGGAGAAGCCUCACUGGGCCUGCGCUGCGUCGAGCCUCCCUGCUCCCGUUGGACCCUGGCUUCUUUUGCUGAGAAGCACUAUGCGCCAUUCCUCCUGCAGCCCACCACCAAGGUGGUUGUAAUCGUGCUGUUCCUCUGCCUGCUGGGAGUCAGUUUGUAUGGGACCACCCAGGUGAGGGAUGGCCUAGAGCUGACGGACAUCGUACCCAGAGAAACCAGCGAGUACGACUUCAUCGGUGCCCAGUUCAAGUUCUUCUCCUUCUACAACAUGUAUGUGGUGACGCAGCGGGCUGAUUAUGCCCACAAGCAGCCGCUGCUUCACCAGCUCCACCAGAGGUUCCACACUGUUCGCUACGUGUUGAAGGAGGACAACGGACAGUUGCCCCGCAUGUGGCUUCACUACUUCAGGGACUGGCUGCAAGGUCUCCAGCAGGCAUUUGACAAGGACUGGGAGGCUGGCCGCAUCACCCUCAACAGCUACAGGAAUGGCUCUGAUGAUGGCGUCCUGGCGUACAAGCUUUUGGUGCAGACAGGACGCAGAGAAAAACCCAUCAACUUAAACCAGUUGACUCGUCAGAGGCUUGUGGAUGCAGAUGGGAUCAUUAACCCUGGCGCUUUCUACAUCUACCUAACCGCCUGGGUCAGCAAUGAUCCUGUGGCAUACGCUGCCUCGCAGGCCAACAUUCGCCCACACCCUCCAGAGUGGCUCCACGACCCGACAGACUCCAUGCCCGAGACACGCCUCAGCAUCCCGGCUGCUGAGCCCAUCGAAUACGCACAGUUCCCCUUCUACCUCAACGGGCUCCGGGAGACGCCGCAGUUUGUGGAAGCCAUUGAGAGCGUGCGGGCUAUUUGCAGCAACUACAGCCGACAGGGCCUGCCCUCCUACCCCAAUGGCUACCCUUUCCUGUUCUGGGAACAGUAUGUUAGUCUGCGCCACUGGCUUCUGCUGUCCAUCAGUGUUGUGCUCGCCUGUACAUUUCUUGUCUGUGCCCUCUUCCUGCUCAACCCGUGGACGGCCGGCAUCAUAGUGCUGGUGCUGUCUCUCAUGACCGUCGAGCUGUUUGGCUUCAUGGGGCUGAUGGGAAUCAAACUGAGUGCUGUCCCUGUGGUCAUUCUCAUUGCCUCUGUGGGCAUUGGAGUGGAGUUCACUGUCCAUGUGGCCCUGGCGUUCCUGACUGCCAUAGGGGAUCGUCACAAGCGGGCAGUGCUGGCAUUGGAGCAUAUGUUUGCUCCAGUGCUCGAUGGAGCCUUUUCCACCUUAUUAGGUGUCCUAAUGCUCGCAGGUUCUGAGUUCGACUUUAUCGUCAGGUAUUUCUUUGCCGUGUUGGCCAUCCUCACAGUUCUUGGAGUCCUGAAUGGAUUGGUCCUUCUCCCAGUAUUAUUAUCCUACUUUGGACCCUACCCAGAGGUGUCGCCAGUCGAUGGUCGUAGCCGGUUACCCACACCAUCCCCAGAGGCCCCUCCUCACGUGGUCCACUUUUCAGUCCGUCCUCACCACACCACUGCAGCCACCACCACCACCUCUGGUGCAGCUUCAGACUCGUCUGACUCGGAAUACAGCUCUAACACCACAGUGUCCGGUAUAAGCCAGGAGCUGCAGAACUACAACCUGCCCUCACGCAGAGGACCAGCUCGAGAGGAGCUGCAGUACCACCUCCAGACCAGCAGAAGCAGAGUAACCAGGACAGAGGAGGAAAGGAGAGCAGGAUCAGGGCAUAGGCGCUCAGCCAGGCAACCUGACCCUCCUGCCUAUACUGUAUCUUCGUCUGUCUCCUCUCAGGGUUGUGAUUCUGGGCCUCAGCCAGGGGCUACGCAGCGCAACAGCAGCAGGGACCCCAAGAGCCAGCUGCACUGGCAGGCCCCGCCCCCAGCCCGCCCGCGCAUGGACGCUUUUGAAACUGCUACUGAGGCUGGGGGCCAUUAUGGCUCACACGGCCAUAGAGAACACUCAGCAGGCCACAGAGCCCGCUCUUCCCACAACCCACAACCUAAUCACCACCUCCCACACCACCACCCCAACCCCACCCCGUAUUGCCAACCAAUCACCACGGUAACAGCAUCAGCCUCCGUCACUGUUGCCGUUCACCCGGCCCCCUUGUCCAACCAGAGCUCCCCUGCUUCCUCUUAUCCAGGAUACACUGCAACAGACAGUUACUGCCCAUCAGGGCCAGAGGUGCCAGGGCCUGCUUUCCAGGACCCACAUGUGCCAAUGGACAACCAGACAGGGGCAAGAGGAGUCAAGGUGGAGGCCAUGGAGCUCCAAGAUUUGGAGUUUGAGGCAGCUGAGAGCAACCAUGGAAGACGGGCUAGCUGAGUUGUGGGGAACAGAAGUACAACGGCCAAAGAUGGACUCCUCUGUAUUACUAAGCAGCUGACCCGGUCUGGCACUGCCCAGCCCUGCAUAGCCCAGCCUGGCUCACCCCCAGCGCUAAGCAGCGAGAAACUCGCCAGUGUUGCCAUCAUGGUGCUCAUUCUUACUGUAACCCAGUGGACAAUUGUCUUAGAUAAUUUUAUCUAUAUUUAAAAGAUGUAUACAUAUGUAAAUAUGAACAAAAAGUAGCUAUAAUUCUAGGAGCCGUACAACUCCUCAUGUUAACAGACUGGGGCUGCCAUUUUAAAUGGUGUGUAUGCGUGUGUGAGUGUCUGUGUGUGCAUUUAUGUGUGUGUGUGUGUGUGUAUGUGUAUGAGAGAAAGUGAGAGAUAGAUCUCUGGUUACUGUUCACUCAUCUGUGCAUCUGUGCCAUUAGGAAGCUUCAUCUAGACAAAAAUACCUGUCAGCAUUCACUGUUGCUGCUCAAAAUAUUUUUUUAAAAAUAAUAUACAUUUAUAACUCUAUGCAAAUGUCUUUUUAAACAAAAGAAGUGAUCUGUCUACGUGUGUGUGUGUGUGUGCAUGUGUGUGUGUGUUUGUGUGUGUCUGCGUGUAGUAGGUGUGUGUAGGGCUGUGUGAUGUGAAACAGCCCCAUUAUAUUCUGGCUUAUACAUCAGAUACAUCCUCAGAACAGACUAACAUUUACACUCAUUUAAAACAUGAGGGAAAUUGUUAGAAUUAUCAAACAGGGCUAUGGUAUAUAUGUGUACGUGUGUGCGUGUUUGUGUGUGUUUAUUAUUGUAUAAAGGUACGCAUGUUAAACUAUUAAUUUUUUAUCACAAACCUGUGGUAGUUAUGAAACAGUUACUGUUUAACUUGACACGCUAUGCGUGCUAUUUAAGAUGAGCAGAUAUGAAGAAAUUUUUUUUUUUUUUUAGUUAUUGCCUCUGCAUUGGAACCUGUUUCUGCUCUCAGCUUUGUAUCACUGUCUGUUAGGCUGCUCUCUGGUUGUAUUUUACUGUAAGAGGUUAUGUAUUGUUUAACCCUAGCAGGCUCAAAACAGGUUCUGUUUUGUAUACUGACGUACAAGCAGUAAACCCACCUCAGAAACUCACUCUGCCAUUACAGGGACAUUCACAUUACUGAUUCUGGAACAGGGUCAACACAGGGUGCGAGAUCUGCACCCUAAGUGACUACGUCUAGUGGAUAAGCUAAAGCUCAGACUGUAUACUGUAAGACCCGAUUCAACAUCGCACUUGACUGCAUUUAAACUUCAUUCACAGGAAUUUCUUGCCUCAAGUAGCUCUUUUUUUUGUCCAACCAAUAAGCUAGCCCACGCAGCCUGCUAAGGGCUAAGCCCUAUAUGGCCUGACAAUGUGUUCUAUGUGUGUCUCAGUAUAUUUGUGUGUAUAAACAUUUAUGUGCGUGGAUGAGUGCAUCCUCUUGCUCCGUCUCAGCUCCCCUUUAGUGACAGUAAAGACCAAUUUGGCCUCAGCCGUCCCCACUGACCUCAGCUCAUAAAAAUCCACAACAUAACGCCAUGACACUAAUUGGGCACCCCCUUUCAACUGCCAAAUGGCACAGCCCAGAGCCUCAGGGGUCAGAGUUUACACCGCCAGCACCUCUCUCUACCAGCAAUGACCAGUUUAUAUGUGCAUGUGUGUCUAUGUCAGCAUGUAUCCCUUUAACUCCCCCUCCUCAAUUCCAGACUUAGGCCCCUUUGACCCUCUCACUCACCCCCUCCACACCUCAGUUUGCCUCCACUUUUACACUCUCACUUCCUGUUGAACACGUGUAGCUCUUCCCAGAAGUCUUUGCAGUUUUCCUCCUCCUGUCUACCACGUUACGUCAGCUGCUUGCAUGAAAUAGGUUGUUCUGUUUGUUUUUUGUUUUGUUUUCUCCUAAUGUCACAUUGGCAGUAGUGGAGAGAAUCAUAGCUGGCAACUAUUUUAUUCAUUUUUAAGUGUUUUUGUUUGUUUUUGUUUUCAGCGUUCAAUUGCGAUAUUUAUAUUUUUGUAAUAUAAAACGUUUUUUCUUUCAUUAUUGUUGUGAUGCCAGUGGAUAACAAAUGCAGGGAUUUUUAUGUCUAUUGAAAAAAACACUAUUACAGUUUAAUGUUUUUACAUUAAUGGAGUUUGAUCUGUAUAAAGUGCUUACUAAUGUUAAAUAGGAAAAAAAGAGUAUAUAACAUUUUACACUACAGGUCUCAUCAUAGCUCUUAGAGGAUUUUAAAAGGAAAAAAAUCAGUGGUUCUUCCAGACUGCCAUUUUGGUCUCGGUUGGCGUGGAUGUAUGCUGUUUUCAGUUACAAAGAUAAAUGUAUGCCAUAUAAUUUAUUUAUAUGAAAAUUUAUUUUUGUAGUGUACAUAGUAGUUGUCAAGGUAUUUGACAGAAGUAUAUUUUUAAAGAGUUUAUAUGUAAUGAUAUACCAUAACAGAAAAAAAACCUUAAGGUGCACACUUUCAUUGCUAACUGUCUUGUGAGACAACAUCAACACCUCCCCUUCAGUAUUAUGUUCCGAUUCUUGGAGAGAGACAGCUGUUUCUAUGGGUUUGUCAAAGGCUAGCCAUGAAAGUAGAAAAUUGUACUAGCUCUCUAAAUAUUAAUGUUCAAACACUGAUAGAAUUCUAACAAAUAAAAAUAUUAUAACUUA